Drosophila yakuba is the source of this 1207-nucleotide messenger RNA. RefSeq names its product amine sulfotransferase. Gene Ontology annotation, molecular function: sulfotransferase activity. The transcript has 3 exons. Gene Ontology annotation, cellular component: cytoplasm. Lineage: Eukaryota; Metazoa; Arthropoda; Insecta; Diptera; Drosophilidae. Gene Ontology annotation, biological process: sulfation. The coding region runs from base 92 to 1108 and encodes 338 amino acids. The record is from RefSeq and is a predicted model, not a curated record.
CUCGAGCAGCGUUUAAUGCGGUUUCAACUGCCGAGCCGAUCAGUUCGAUCAAUCGUUCGCCCACUUGAGCCUUACCCACCCGAGAUUGAAGAUGCCCCAGUCGAGCUUCUUUGCCAAGAGCGUGCCCUUCGAGCAGAUCGACAAGCUGGCCAUCAGUGGCGGAUACUCCUCGAUCUUCGCCAGCAGCCAGCCAUCGGUUCCGGUGGUCGGAAACUGGGAGCAGCGCUUCUGCCGCCUGGCGGACACCUUUCAGCCGAUCCUGGAUCGUGUGUAUGACUUCGAGGUCCGGGAGGACGACGUGUGGAUUGUCACUCUGCCAAAAUGCGGCACCACCUGGAUGCAGGAGCUGGCCUGGUUGGUCAUCAACGAGUGUGACUUUGAGACGGCCAAGAGCGUGGAUCUCACGCAUCGAUCGCCCUUCCUUGAAUUCAACGGAGUGGUUCCCAACGUGCCGCACGACACCAUCGCCGCAGCGAAUGAGCUGCCCUCUCCGCGUCUGAUCAAGUCCCAUCUGCCCGCCUGGAUGCUGCCGCGGCAGAUCUGGAGCAAGAGGCCCAAGAUAAUCUAUGUGUACCGCAACCCGAAGGACGCGGCCAUCUCGUACUUCCACCACUGGCGCGGAAUGGUGGGCUACCAGGGCACCAAGUCGGACUUCAUGCACUCCUUCAUCGAUGGCUAUGUGAACUUCACGCCCUGCUGGCCGCAUAUCCUGGACUUCUGGCAGCUGCGCCACGAGCCCAACAUCUUCUUCACCAGCUACGAGCGGAUGAAGGGUCAGCUGGGCCAGGUUAUCGCGGAGGUGGCCCAGUUCCUGGAGCGCACUCUCAGCCAGGAGCAGAUCCAGCAGAUGCAGCGACACCUCUCCUUCGAGAGCAUGCGCGACAAUCCCGCGUGCAACCACGUCAAGGAGUUCGAGAGCAUGAAGGCGGCUGCAGGACGGGAGGUGGAGGAAUUCAGGUUCGUUCGCCGCGGAGUCGUGGGCAGCCACAAGGAUGAGCUCACCGCCGACAUCAUCCGGGAAUUCGAUCUCUGGUCGGACAGCAAUCUGCGGGAUUUCAAGCUGAACAUGGAUGACUUUGCCAACUACAGCAAGUUUGCGUCUCUCUAAUUGCUUUCGACAAAGUGGCCGAGUGUGUCUUGGAUAAUAUUCGUUAAUAGUCUGUAAGCUGUGGUGAUAUAAAUGUUUAAUAAAUAAUUGCUUCCCCUA